UCUGUCUGUCUAUCUGAAGUUAAUAUGGCGGAGGAGCAGAAGAACCCAGAAACCACGAUUAAUGAAGAAGGUCCUAAGAAAACAUCAUGGCCGGAAGUAGUCGGACUCACCGCCGACGAAGCGGAGAAGAAAAUAAUAAAAGACAUGCUAUGCUUUACUGAAGUACAUCUUAAAGAUCAACCCGUCUUUUGCGAUUACUGCGAUAAAAGGGUUCGAAUCUUCGUUGAUUCCGACGGAAAAGUUGCCUACACUCCUCACGUCGGCUGAUUCAAACACACUCUCCUCUCUCUCUGUCAAGAUCUGUC
Molecule: messenger RNA, 305 nt
Organism: Impatiens glandulifera
Lineage: Eukaryota; Viridiplantae; Streptophyta; Magnoliopsida; Ericales; Balsaminaceae
Product: subtilisin inhibitor CLSI-I-like
Exons: 2
Coding region: 25-267 (80 amino acids)
Biological process (GO): response to wounding
Molecular function (GO): serine-type endopeptidase inhibitor activity
Source: RefSeq, a predicted model, not a curated record